Molecule: messenger RNA, 2682 nt
Organism: Prunus mume (Japanese apricot)
Lineage: Eukaryota; Viridiplantae; Streptophyta; Magnoliopsida; Rosales; Rosaceae
Product: mechanosensitive ion channel protein 3, chloroplastic-like
Biological process (GO): transmembrane transport
Cellular component (GO): membrane
Source: RefSeq, a predicted model, not a curated record
AAUUAUGCAGACCGUGCACCUUACCUCUAUGCGCCACAUAAAUCCCACCGUGAAAAACCGAAAGGUAAUUUCGCGGGUCCACGUAACGAAAUAAAAUCCAAAACGCUGCACUUUGAUUUGACCACGCUACCAGGCGAAGCCGCGUAGAGUUUAUCAACCGGCGUAUCUUAGCAUCCACCCAGCCAUUUUGGGCUUGCCUUCCUCACAGUGCCCCCAGCUCCCUCUCUCUCUCUCUCUAUCAAACCCGCUACAAGAAAGUUUCAGUGAAAGAGUUUGGGAAUUUAUCCUCUGCUUUGCUCCAUUAGUGUGUUAUUAGGUUCAAAAGGGUAAUCUGAUUUUCAACGGCAUUACCAUAUUGUGCACAAAGUUGCAGCUUUGCUUCAGUUUGAGUUUGAGAAUCAAUCAACCAUGCCUCAUACUGCUUCUGUGCGGUUGUUAUAUGAAUGGAGAAGUCACAGUAAUCGUCGAUGCCAUAAUCCCGAUGCUUGCCUUGUAGGAAAGGGUCGAGUACAUAUGGUCGGAAUCAAUUUUCCGCCACAUGUUUUGCGACAGGGUGCCUGCAGUCUCAAUCUUUUAAGCAGUAUUCGUGGCCCAAUAGGUCCAGUAUCUUCCAGAUGCAAUGUUUUCUUGUGCAGAUCUGUUUUAGUACCAGGUGGAGGAAAUGGGGCUCCCCUUCUGAAAUCUGCUGCUGUAGUUUUAACAAGGUCUUAUGAUGCUUUACGUGGAAGCCCUGUUUUACUUAAAUUGAUCCCAGCAGUUGCUAUCAUAGCUUUUGCUGUUUGGGGUCUUGGGCCACUUUUGCGUCUCAGCAGGAUUAUAUUUCUUCAACGGAACGAUAGUACUUGGAAUAAAAGUAGGUCGCACUAUGUCAUGAAUUCUUACCUCCGGCCCUUGCUUCUCUGGAUUGGAGCAACACUUAUGUGCAGAGCAUUAGAUCCUGUAGUCCUACCUUCAGAAGCUAGCCAGGCUGUCAAGCAACGUCUUAUAAAUUUUGUACAAUCAUUAUCAACAGUGCUGGCAUUUGCCUAUUGUUUGUCAAGCUUGAAUCAACAAGCACAAAAGUUCUUUACGGAGACAAGUGACCCAAGUGAUUCGAGAAAUAUGGGCUUCAAUUUCGCUGGCAAGGCUGUUUAUUCUGCAGUUUGGGUUGCUGCAGUAUCAUUGUUCAUGGAGCUGCUGGGAUUCUCAACCCAGAAAUGGCUAACAGCUGGUGGUCUUGGCACAGUAUUGCUCACCCUUGCUGGUCGCGAGAUAUUCACAAACUUCCUUUCAAGUGUAAUGAUCCAUGCCACACGACCAUUUGUUGUUAAUGAAUGGAUUCAGACUAAGAUUGAAGGCUAUGAAGUUUCUGGUACUGUUGAGCAUGUGGGUUGGUGGUCACCAACAAUUAUAAGAGGCGAUGAUCGCGAAGCAGUUCACAUUCCAAAUCACAAGUUCACUGUAAACGUUGUCAGGAAUCUUAGCCAGAAGACUCAUUGGCGCAUUAAGACCCACCUAGCCAUAAGUCACUUGGAUGUCAUUAAAAUUAACACUAUUGUAGCUGAUAUGCGCAAGGUUUUGGCCAAAAAUUCUCAAGUAGAGCAGCAAAGGUUGCAUAGGAGAGUUUUUCUGGACAAUAUUAAUCCAGAUAAUCAGGCCCUUAUGAUUUUGGUAUCCUGCUUUGUUAAAACAUCUCAUUUUGAGGAGUAUCUCUGUGUUAAGGAGGCAAUACUUUUGGAUCUUCUCAGAGUUGUCAGCCAUCAUCGUGCCCGGCUUGCCACACCCAUUCGUACAGUCCAGAAAUAUUACAGUGAGGCUGACUUGGAAAAUGUGCCAUUUGCUGACACCAUGUUCACUCGUUCUAGGGCAUCCAAUAAUCGUCCAUAUCUACUUAUUGAACCAUCUUAUAAAAUCAGUAGUGAUGACAAAAGUAAAGCUUCAAGUCGCCCAACACAUACAAAUGGAGACAAACAGGCCCAGGCUGAAGCUUCCUCAACAUCUGACUCCAAGGGAUCAGAUGCUAAAGCUGGGGCAACACUAACUCAUGCACAAACUGACAAUAAAGUUGCAGCAACUUCAAGUUCCAACUCAAGCACAAACUCCAAGACCUCAGAAAUGCCAACAUCUGAACCCCAAACACGGAAUUCAGCAUCUGAUGGUUCAGUUCGAAGCAAAUCUGAAUGCUUCCAAGAUGCAUCUCCACCAAAGGUGAUGUCUAAGAAGUCCCUUGUUACUUCACCUGAGACUGGUAGCGAAAAAGCAGAUGUUCCUCUGGCACCUUUACAGGCAAAGCAUGAUGGUGAGAAACCUGUUUUAUCACCAUCCAUAGCUAGGCCUCCCUUAGAAGAGAAUAUUAUCCUUGGUGUUGCUUUGGAAGGCUCAAAGCGAACACUUCCAAUUGAGGAAGAAGACAUGGCUCCAUCUCCUUCUGCAGAAUCAAAAGAACUCACUGCCCGCCGAAAUGGUGGAGGGUCUCCUCCUGUUGGCACAGACGUGAAAGAUGGUUAAUUGCCUGCAGUUCCUAGAGCCAUGCAAACUGAAUAGCCGGACCAUGAAGGCUAUGUCGUUAGUCGUUAUAGUGUAACACAGUUAUUGAUUGACGUGUAAAAAUGCAUGCCGCUGAGUUUUUGAAGCUGGCAUUACAUUGUCUUCUACGAUUGCUUGAUAAUUUGUCGAAAUGGAAAUUUGUGGGUCAAUCUGAAA